GCCUUUUCAUUUGUCGUACGGGUGUUUUGCCUCUUCUCUCCUUUUCGUUCUUUUCUGUUCUUCAUUUUUUCGUCCAUUCUUCACUUUUGUCCUCCCGUUUAUUUUCAUCUUAAUCAUGGCCGCGCCAUCUCGGGAUGGCUGUUUCAAUUGUGGGGAAGUGGGGCACUGGUCGCGUGAAUGCCCAUAUCCACGUAGGAUUCAAUUGAGGCCGCCCGUGGCGACGGGGGCUAACGCCGAACCUAUUUUGGUGCUUCCGGCCGCUGGUAAGCAGCAGCCAGCUGCUGCUCCGUCAACGUUCGCUACUAGUACGUAUCCGGCACAGCCACGUUCCGGAUGGUGGAACCGGAACCAGCAGAUUUUGGACAAGUGCAACGCCUUCGUCAGCAGAGCGGAGCAGAAGGAGAGGGAGGAACGUGCCGCGAAGGAGCGAGUGAGGCGUCAGCGGGAGAAAGAUGAGGAGGCGGCUCGGGUUAAAAAGGAACGUGAAGAUUUUGAGAACCAGAUGACGCAGCGAUUGGAGAGUCGUCUAGCACCUAUGUACGAUGCUAUCAUGGGUAAAGGGGCCAGCAAGCCUGGUGACGGAACUGCGGCGGACGAGGUCAACAGACUUCGUCGCGAAAAUGAAGCAAUGCGUGCGAAGUAUGGGAUUACUGAGCAGAUGCCGUCUACAAACUUGGUGGAUCGAUUGCAGAAAGAAAACAACGAGUUGAGGAAAUUUGGAGAGGACUUGAAGACUAGGCUGGAGGGAGAUUUAGCGGCACUCAAGUGGGAGAUCCGCGAUCUGAAGGAGCACCACGAGUCGGCUGACAGGAGUACGCUUACUAAGCAGAUUGAUGAUCUGCGUGCCGAGAUGGAUGCUUUAAGAAAGAAGAAUGAGGAAUCGGAGGAGGUGGCGCACCUUUGGAGGAACGAGGCACUUCGUCCCGGGAACAAGCGCGGUAGUAUCAAUAUAACCACGCCUGCCAGCGAGGGCCGUACUGCAGAAACGAAACGUAUCGAGGCAGAAAAGGAGCUUGUGAAAUUGAGGGAUCAGAUGGGCAAGCUGUCCACCGAUCCGGCCGAGGCAGCCACCCCACGUGGUGCGGGUACCAAUUUGAAGGAGAAAAUGGAUGAGGCGGUCAAUACUGGUCUUCGCUCCGGUAGGCAGGGGCGUGUCAAGAUGACACCGGGAAGGCUGCCCAGGGAUGGUAGCGCGAGGAAGGCGAAUGAUCGGUUUGCUUUUCUUAUCGAGGAGAGGAAAAGACUCAAGGCCUUAAAGAAAGGUGGCCUGGAGCUGUUGUGCAAAGAGGUUGGCAUCAAGUACAAGACCAUCGACUCUACCGUCGACGAGCUGGCUGAAAUCAACGUGGACAAAGCGUUCGGAGGAUGCAGUAGCUCACGCGAGAAUGAGGACGAGGGGCCAGAACAGGAUGGGCGGGUUUUUCCACGCACGGAUGGUCAUUUUUGUUUUCGAUCAUCGCAGGUUGAUUUUGUACCACAGUUCUUAAAAAACUCUCGUAACAUCCCUGGUCCUCUCCGUAGUGCUUCACGUCAACAUCUGGCUCAGCAAAUUUCUGCCUCUUUUGAGCAAGUACCGUUCCUGCCUAAGCUCAGUACCGAGAUGUUUGGGAGAGUUUUGUUGGAUGCGUGCUUAAACAGGAACAGAGUAGUGGAUGGGUUUGCUUCGAGUGGUCCGGAUUCUGUCUCGUACUGGAGGGACCGUUUUGCCAAUCUGGUGCGUGUCCCCAUCGACCACAAUGUCGGUGACACGUUGGUAUGCUGUCCAGUGAUCUACCGGCAUGGGAUGGAUAAGCUCUUCCUGGACAACCAGGGUUUUGUGAAGUGCGAUAGCGAGAAGAAGGUCCGGGAUUUGCCUGCUGCACGAUUCCGUGAUGAGGGAUUAACGACACUUGGUAAAUGGGACAGGGAAGGGAGUCUGGGGGAGGCGUAUGUUGUACCAAAACACAAGGAUGUUGCAAAAUGGAGACCAAUCUGCCCCACUCACUCUGAGUGUGGGGUGAGAGCCAGCAAAACAGCGGUGCAGGCUAUUAAUCGGAUGCUUUGGGAUCUACCUUCUGCUAUUAAUUUCAAUUUAAAGAGCAUGUCGGAUCUUGCCGCGGCCGUGGGAGGUGUGAACAAGGAUUUGAAGAAAGGUGAGCAGUUGUUGAGCUCUGCGUUUGAUAUUAAGGAAAUGUUUUGCAAUUUGCCACAUGCGGCUAUCAUCCACACAGUACAAUGGGUGGUGGAUUUCUGGUCAAUGAGAGGAUGUUCUGGGAUUCUCGUUAAAAAACGGGGCAAGGGAGCUAAACUGAAGAAGGGUGGCAAGCAGGAGGGCUGGAUCACGAUAGAGUUCGACAUGCUCAUCAAAUUUGUUAUCUUUGAUCUUGAGUGCACUUUCGUUCGAGCUUGUGGACGUGUACUGCAGCAAAAAGUGGGCAUCCCCAUGGGCAAGUCAUCCAGCCCGGCGCUGGCGUGUUUGUUGUGUGCGUACAAUGAGUUCAGGUUCCUUUCAUCUCUCAGAUGUGAUAGGAAGCUGGUACAUGGAAUCCGCAUGGUUGACGAUGUUUCUUUGCUGGUACGGUAUGUUGAUAAUGACCUGGAGUCUGUUGCUGUGGCUCAAUCGAUUUUGACGAAGUUUCGGAGUUGUUACGACCACCAUCUGGUGUUGGAGCAAACGAGUGGUGGGGACUGCUGGGACUUCCUUGGGUGUGUCUUAAAAGUGCUUGAUUGGCCUUUGGGUGUGCAGUGCGUGGCACUGCACAAGAAUCAGCGCAAUUUUGGUGAGGAGAAGCUUCGAUUUCAGAAUCUUCAGGAUUUCCAAUCCUUUUCAAGCAAUCAGCAAAAAAUGGCAGUUAUUGGGUCUUGCCUCCACAGGGGCAAGGCUUACACCACAAUGAGCGGUAUGGAGGUGGCGUUUCUUUUCACGUUAAAGAUUGAAUUGCGGAAGAGGGGCUUCCCGGAUGAGUAUUUCGAUAUUGCGCUGAUGACGGCCCUAUCAGAGAUAGCGAAUCAGCAUUUGCGCGAGUUAGAACGCGUGAGGAAGGAGCAAGAUGCAGUGAUCAAGAAGAUUAACAAAAUCCAUUCGAAGCUAUGCCUCACGGAUCCGGAGAAAGCAGAGAGGUUUGGGGAAAAGUUAUGGGUCAGGCUGCGGGACUUUUACGAAGAAGCGAAGGAAUUGGCAAUGAAAGAAGACUAUAUAUCGGGUCUAUGCAUCAAGGAGGUGGAGUCGCUCUCCCACACUUCUGUAGCGCCGCCGCCGGCAGCUCCACCUCCACCUCCACCUCCUCCUCCUCCUCCUCAUCCAUCCGCUCCUCCCUCUACUCUACCCCUCCCAAUUCCCUCGUCGACUCUACCCUCCUCCGCCGCCAAUCAGUCCUCCUCGGUCCAUCAUCAUCCCCAGCAAGCCAACUCCCAGCCAUCGCGCAAGAAGUCCGCCGCAGCCAUGGCGGCAAGCGCAUCCUCCGAGUCCAAGCGGAAGAAAUUGAAGAUGGUAAUGACAGCAUCAGCGUCAGCAUCAGCAGCAGCAGGAGGAGGAGGAGGAGGAGGAGGAGGAGGAGAAAUGGGCGAAACGGUGAUGAUGGGAGGGAGCGGAGGGGUAGUCCCUCGUCUAGCCUCUCCAUCGUCACUUUCCCCCCGUGUUACUGGCACUAGUACUACUUAUCACCAUCCUCAGCACUACCACCCUCAGCAUUAUCAGCAGCAGCAACAUCAUCAUCAUCAUCAUCAUCAUCAUCCUCAACAGCACCAGCAGCAGCCAUCGUCAUCAUCCAUGGAGCAGGCCGCCAUCGCUGUCGGAGAUCAAGUUGCCGCUAGGGUUACUGAUGACAAUGCUGAAAAGGAUGAUUGGAUUGUCGUGAAAGUGACCAAGUACGACAGAGAGAGCAAUCGCUACGAAGUGAUUGAUGAAGAGCCCGGUGAUGACGAAGAGUCAGGCCAACGCAAGUACAAGCUCGCCGCAUCUUGUAUUAUACCAUUCCCAAAGAAGGGAGGAGAUCAAAGCCAAACGGCGGAGUUUUAUACCGGAGCGCAGGUGCUGGCUGUGUAUCCGGGGACAACAGCACUGUACAAAGCGGCAGUCGUUCGCAAAAGAAAGGGGGAUGAUUACUUGUUAGAAUUUGAUGACGACGAGGAGGAAGGGGUGGACGGUCUGCCCCAGCGAUCCGUACCUUUCUACCACACCGUGCCCCUCCCUGAGGGACAUAGGCAAUGAUUAGACUGCCAGACAAAUUAAUUAGUUGAUUGCUUUCCCUUCCUCUGCUUCGUUGAGUCCGAGUCUCCCUUCCUGAUAUGCAAGGGAGGAGGAAGGGGGGGUGGCCGGUCUCCACCAGCGGCGACGCGUCCUCUGGGCGCUUUUUACUUCUCUUGAAUGGAUCCGUUUGCUUCUGUGCUCGGUUUGUGAUCGUGUUCAUCAACGGCCGGCAAAUGCCACGUGGACGGUAUAGAUGAUCAGUGCGCACACGAGGAGUUCGUCAUUUUGCGUCAGGGUACUCGCGGCGUCUGAAUGCGAGCGUGAAUUGCGGUCAGAUGCACAAUUAAAGUGCUUGCGUGAGUCCGUGCGCUGCUUGCCGCGUGGGAUGCCGUGGCAAUUGGGUGUC
Molecule: messenger RNA, 4574 nt
Organism: Chara braunii
Lineage: Eukaryota; Viridiplantae; Streptophyta; Charophyceae; Charales; Characeae
Source: the annotation of a GenBank genome assembly